GUCUCGCACAACCUUGUUUCACGGACAGGAUUGUGUGUUGGUGUGUGUCUCUGUGCAUUUGUGUCAUGCACCUCUGAGCGCGCGCAGAGUAAUGCAGAACAUUCAGGAGAGGAGCAGAGACACCGUGCAGCGCGGAGGAUACCGGGACUCAGGACGGGACGAUGAGUCGGGACAGGUGCUCGGGAAGGCCGCAGACACAGAGCGCGAGACUCUGAUGAUGGAGCUCACGCGGCUGGUACAGAGGAGUGUGCGCGAGAGCAGCUGGUGGGAGAAGAGAGGAUUGGACUGCAGCAUCCUCAUCACAGCCUUCCUUACUUUACCUGCAGGAUUUAUAUUUUUAGGCUCAUCUGAGGUGAUGUAUUUCCUGUUGGGUAUGAUCAUUAUGGGUGUGGCACAUGCUGUCAUCACCGUUAAAGGGACGCACUUGGCCAGUCACGGUGCACUCAGUGAAUCUUCAGCUUGGACUGAAUUUUGGGCUGUUUUCUUUAUCGAAGUUUGUGGGUCGUUCUCUUCGAGAGCAGGUGUACAUGCUCAUGUCAAGAUGCAUCACGCUCACACUAAUGUCAUUGGUUUGGGAGACUCCAGCACCUGGAAAAUUCCCUUCCUACCUCGAUCCGUCUACCUGUUUAUCGCUCCGCUGGCUGUGCCCAUCAUCACUCCUAUUGUAGCCAUGGGUCAGCUGAAGGGUCAGUCUGUGUUUCAGAUCAUACGUACAGUAUUGUGUGUAUGUCUGGGGUUUUUCUCUCAGUAUUAUCUGCUCAGAUGCGUGUCUGGAUUGUCCUGCGGCUCCGCUCUGGUCGUCAUGCUUCUGUGUCGAGCCAUGUUCUCCGUUCCCUACAUACAUGUUAACAUCUUUCAGCACAUCGGUCUGUCAAUGUUUUCUCCAGCGUGUCGGCCCAAGCGGAUCUAUCAGAUGACACACGGUGUGCUGAAUCUACCCAGAAACCCUCUGCUGGACUGGACCUUUGGUCACUCCCUCAUUAACUGUCAUGUGGAGCAUCACCUGUUUCCAUUCCUGUCUGACAACAUGUGCCUAAAGGUGAAGCCCAUAGUAUCUCAGUAUUUGAAGGAGAAAAAGUUGCCAUAUCAGGAGGACGGUUAUCUCUCCCGUCUCUCUCUGUUCUUUCACAAGUAUCAGGAGCUGAUGGUCUUUGCUCCUCCCAUCACUGAACUAGUUGGAGUUCAGUGAGGAGUCCGGACUAAAUGAGAAUUGGGCUUUUCAGAUGAUUCCAGAUGUCAUUUAAUGUAAUUUAAUGAUGUUCAUUACUGCUGCUUUUUUGGGAAAGACUGGACAUUGGAUGAGAAAAGAAUGUAGGGCGGUUAAAUGAUGGUUGUAUUAUCUCACAUUUAUAUGCAAUGAUUAUCCGACUAACAUUACUGAUUGUAAUAAUCAUUAUGUGUGCUGACAUCAGAUCAGUGGCAGUACAGCAUUGUAGCUUUUACCUGUGGCCCCUAAUCAGCUCUCAGUUUAUAAAUACCAGAAUACCUAAUAUCUAGUAUUUACAUUAACAGUAUAGAUGUAGGCCUAUAUAGAAAACAAACACACAAACAGGUCGUAAUCUUGACACUGUGAAGAUGUUUCCUUAGACAUGCCAAUCAAAUAUUAUUGUUAAUGUCAAAGGUAAAUAUAGAUCAAAUAAUUUUUAAACAGGCAGGAAAACCCUGUCUUUAAGGUGAUUGUGACAUCUCAAGUGAGGCUUUAGCUUGCAUGUAAAGUGCAGAUUUGAAAAUAAUUUUGGUCAGUAUCACCCAGCUCUUCCCUAUAGCAACAUGUAAUAAAUGUUCAUAAUGCGCUAACGAUGCAUUAAAAGAUCUGAUUAUAUCAAACAGUAAUAAAUGCACAUGUGUUUUUUAUUAUUAUGAAUAGUUAUGGAUAAUGAGUUUGUGUUUAGUAUUGAUGAAGAAAGACUCAAAUCUGCACUGAUUGGGGAUCAGUUUGUGUCAUCGUUUCAGAGUUUUUUAACAAACUCAUUCAGAUUUGAUAAGCUUUAAAAACAAAUCAAUGCAAUUUGUGUUGUCUGUAUUGUAUGAGAGAAAAUUAUGCACAGAUUUUACUUACCAAAUAAACCAAAUCUAAAAGUAAACCGAAUUUAAA
Molecule: messenger RNA, 2095 nt
Organism: Paramisgurnus dabryanus
Lineage: Eukaryota; Metazoa; Chordata; Actinopteri; Cypriniformes; Cobitidae
Source: RefSeq, a predicted model, not a curated record